CAUUGUUUCACGGAUCAUUCGUUUGGGACGCGCUGGCAUGAUGGUUGUGUGUUUCUCCGCCCUCCCACAAUGGGCCGCGCGCACAUCCCGGCGCUGCUGAAGCUGAAGCCCAAGGGCUUCCGCGUGGAGGUCGCGGCGAUCGUAGGGCGUUCCGAGGAGGCGUUCCAGAAGGCUGAGAGGACGUUGAAGGUGAAGGAAGUGGCCCGCUUCGCGUCUCUGGAGGCGCUGCUGGCUGCGAGCGCGGCGGACGUGCUGAUUGUGGCGCUGCCGAUCGCCUCGAUGGCCCAGGCGGUGGCCGCGGCCUUCGCCGCGGGAGUGGCGGUGCUCUCGGAGAAGCCCGUCGCCGCCUCGCUCGCGCAGGCGCUGGAGCUCUGGCGCGCCCGCGGGACCGCGACCUGGUGCGUGCUGGAGAACUGGGCGCACAAGCCGGGCCUGGGGGCCGUCGGGACAGCCCUUGCGGGUGGCGCCGUGGGCGAGCCGAGGGGGUAUUCCCUCGCCUUCUCCGAGCCAGCGCCGGCGCGGCCCCAGCUGGGCUGGCGGGCGGAGGCGGACUGGGAGGGGGGGUGGUGCCUGGACGUGGGCGUGCAUUUUGUGCGAGCGCUGCGCCGGCUCUUUGGGGAGGUCGUCUCCGUGCACCGCGGCCAGGCGGGGCACGUUGCGGUCACAGCCGUCCUCGAGCACGAGCGUGGGCUGCGCGGGAGUGUCUCGAUAAGCCACGGCUGCCCUUGCGACGCAGACCAGGGCGCCGCGGCGCGCUGGAACGGCCUCCGCGUAGAGGGUGACGAAGCAGACCUCGAGUGGCGCUGGAGCGACGGCAGCAUCCGGAUCGUGCCCCGCAGCUCUGGAGAAGAGCAGGUGGUGAAGGUCGAGGGCGACGGCUGGAUCGCUGGAGGCGUGCGCGCCACGCUGGCCGACGCGCUGCGCCAGUGCGCCCUGGAGCGCGGGCUGCUCCCGCGCGGCGGCGGCCACGAGUUGCACCUGUGCUCUGCUGAGGAGGCGAUCCGUGACGCCGCUGUCAUGUGGGCCAUGUGCGGGGCUUCUUGCCUUGAGGCCAGCGCGAACCCUGCCGGGGCGGGAGCGAGCCCCGGCGUGGUGGUGCCGUCGGACCUGCUGGCGGCGCGCGGGGCAGAGGAGGACUGGUUCGUGCUGCCAGUGCGCGGCGACGUGCGCAUGGUGGACGCAACUGGCAGCAGGCGCUACCCGCCGCCAGCGCACGCCUGCCGCCCAGCCUCCGUAGCGGAGGUUCAGGCGGCAGUCCGGGGCGCCCGCCGGAGGGCGCAGCACGUCAGGGCCAUCGGCACCGACCACUCGUGGGGCCCCGAGGGGGAGGUGGGCAGAUCUGGGCUGAGGAUGGACAUGCGGCUGAUGAGCCGCUUCCUCCGGCUGGCACCAGCCGCGGGGGGCGAACGCCUCGCCGUGGUGCAGGCGGGCAUCCUGCUCGGCGACCUGGCGCGGCUGCUGGCCGCGCAGGGGCUGUGCCUGCGCUCCGCGCCCGUGCUGCAGGAGCAGACCGCGGGCGGGGCCUGCGCCACGGGCAGCCACGGCUCCAGCCUGGAGCUCGGCACCCUCAGCGACGAGGUGGCGGGGCUGCUCGUCGUCGGCGGCGACGGGGAGGCCCGCUGGCUGGGGGCCGGCGGAGAGGCGGGCGGGCCGGAGGCCCCUGCGGCAGGGCCGGGGCCCGAGGACGCCUGGCUCCGCGCCGCGCGCCUCUCCCGGGGGGAGGUGGGCGUGGUGUGCGAGCUGGCCCUCCGCACCUCGCCGGCCUACAGGGUGCGGCGCGUGGUGGAGUGGCUCCCAGAGGCGGAGGCGCUGACCGAGGCGGCCGUGCGGGCGCUGCACGCGGGGGCCGAGCACCUGAUGCUGCACUGGCUGCUCGGCGCGGAGGGCGGCGCCGAGAACGUGGCGUGCGUGCAGCUGCGGCGGGCCGGGCCGCAGGGCGCGGGCGGCGCGUCCGGCGGCGCGGCGCCGUACACUGGCCGCAGCUGGUUCGGCCCCGAGCUGAGGCUGCCCAGAGAGCCUGGCGCCGACGGCCCCGAGCCAGCGGAGGGGGCGUGGAGGUCGAUGGAGUACUGCGCACCGCUGGGGCGGCUCGCGGAGGCCGCGGCCGCCGUGCGGGCCGUGAGCGCGGAGUGCGGCGGGCGGCGGCGCGUCGAGGUGAAGCUGCUGGGCGCCUCGGACGCGACGCUGCUCGGGCCCAACGCGGCGCCGCCGGGCGUCGGGGGGUUUUUCUGCCUGAACCUCUGGUGGCUCCAGCUGGCCGGGCCCGCGGGCGAGGCGGAACGCUGCUUCGAGAGGGGGUUCGAGGCCGCCAUGCGGAGGCUGGGGGCCCAGCCGCACUGGGGCAAGGCGCACUCGGCGGACAGCGCCGCGCACGAGGAAACAUCGGCAAAUUUCUUACACAUGGAGAACAUCUCCUGCAUGUCCUCUACCCCGACGUUUCCCGACCUCCAGACAACCGCCGACAACCUUCGAGCCAGCGCAUCUCGGAUGCCCCAAGACGCCGCCCCCAUCCGCCGGCGUCGUCGCCCCAGCGUUCAGCGUCUUCGCCGUCGUGGCCGUCAUGGACGUUUUCGUUGUGGUGGUGGUCGUCGUCGUGGGGAGGCGUCGUCGUCGUCGUCGAAAUCGUCGUGCUGCGCCCGAAAGGCGGCGGCGAGGGCCGAGGCGGCAGCGCAGUUUGGGGCGGCGGCGGCGGCGCUGGACCCCGACGGCGUGUUCUGCCUUGGCGGCGCGCGAGAAAAGAGUCGCCAGCGCGGAUUGCGCCAGCGUGCUGCAGGAAGUUGAGGAAGC
This is a messenger RNA of Prorocentrum cordatum, 2787 nucleotides long. Lineage: Eukaryota; Dinophyceae; Prorocentrales; Prorocentraceae. The record is from the annotation of a GenBank genome assembly.